Closterium sp. Yama58-4 is the source of this 909-nucleotide messenger RNA. The record is from the annotation of a GenBank genome assembly. Lineage: Eukaryota; Viridiplantae; Streptophyta; Zygnematophyceae; Desmidiales; Closteriaceae.
AUGGGCGCGCACAGCACGCCCUGCGCGUCGUACGACUUCCAGCGCUACGCCUCGCUCUGCUCGCACGCCGACGACCUGCUUGAAGUGCUACACGCGCUGGGGUUGGCGGGGGGGGAGGCAGAGGGGGACCCGCUGGGGGAGGCGGUGGGCCAGGGGCAGGGCGAGGGGCAGGGCGAGGGGCAGGGCGAGGAAGGGCGAAGGGGGGAGAGGCAGGGCGAGGCGGAGCAGGGCGAGGUGCUCGACGUGCUGGGGGUGGCGGGGGGCGAGGCGCUGGGGGGCGCGGAGGGCGAGGCGGAGGGCGAGGUGGAAGGGGAGGCGGAGGGGAAGGCGGAGGGGGUGGCGGAGAAGAAGGCGAAAGGGGGAGCGGAGGAGGAGGCGGAGGGGGAGGCGGAGGGCGUGGUGUGUGUGGGGCACAGUGUGAGCGGCAUGGUGGCGCUGCUUGCGAGUCUUGAGCGGCCCAGCGCGUUCAAACGCCUUCUGCUGCUCGGUGCCUCGCCCAGGUACCUGAAUGAGCCAUCUACAGGGUACGUGGGCGGCUUCGACCCCCCAGACCUGGAGCAGCUGUUCCUGGCGGUGAGGGGGAACUACAUCGCAUGGGCGUCUCAAGCGCCCUCCCCAUCCCCUUACCUCCCCACGACCACCAGGUACCUCAACGACCCGUCUACAGGCUACAUUGGUGGCUUCGACCCUCCAGACCUGGAGCAGCUGUUCCUGGCAGUGAGGGAGAACUACAUAGCGUGGGUGUCGGGGUUCGCACCGCUCAUGGUGGGGCGGGACAUCAGCAGCGCCCAGGUGCGACAGUUCAGUGAGGGCGUGCUGCUAGUGCGCCCGGACAUUGCUCUCAGCGCCCUUCGCACGGCCUUCCAGUCGGAUUACAGACAUGUGCUGAGACAAGUGGGUUGCUUGUGA